This is a messenger RNA of Pistacia vera, 1899 nucleotides long. Its product is annotated as RNA-directed DNA methylation 4-like. The transcript has 11 exons. Lineage: Eukaryota; Viridiplantae; Streptophyta; Magnoliopsida; Sapindales; Anacardiaceae. The coding region runs from base 715 to 1899 and encodes 394 amino acids. The record is from RefSeq and is a predicted model, not a curated record.
UUUCAAAAUCAAAACCUUUAAUUCACCCCGUCAUCUCCCAUCUCCCCAUCUCAAUCGGCGGCUGCCGUCCCGAUUUUGGCUGCCGCUGCCAGGACCAGGCGACGGCUGCCGCACCAACCUCCACGCCCAAUAGAACCUCCGUUCGGUAUGAGGGCCAAAUUCAUUGACUAAUCUCUCAUCUUAUUGCUCCUAAUCUUCUUCUUUUUUUGUUGAACAACUUAUCCAGUCAUACUAAAUAGUUUUAUGCUUUUAAUUGAAUUGUUGUUGUUGCUGAUGGUGAUGGAUUGAUAGAAGUGGGUGGAUUGAGAGUUGUUUACAAAAUUUUCAGUUUUGUUGAGACAUUGGUUGAAGUUUGGUGGGUGGCAUAGGUUGAGAUAUGCAGAGAUGAUUUUAAUUUUAUUGUGUUUCAAUUGUGUGCGGUAGGAAGAAGAUGCUCUCAUGGUGGUGGACUGUGUUGGUCAUAGAAGAGAUGAAAUUUUGAUGUUGGUGACGAACUCUGGUGGCCUUUUUGGGAACUUUUUGAAUCUACUUAAUUUUUUUUUAAAAUUAUCUAUUUAUUUUAAUAUUCAAAAUAUGUUUAUAUUAAAGGUUGAAAGGCAUUAAAAAGGUGAGUUAGAAAUAGUAACGUCCGUCAUCCGACCGUUUACACUACAUCAGCAAUUAUAUCAAUCUCUCUAAUCCCUAACCCAAACCCAAGUCCCAAUUCACACUCCAAUGGCGAGCACAAGCGGGGAGAGCUCUUCGUCUCCGCCAAAACCCACAAGCGACAAGCCUGUCAUUGUUAGGGUUAAACGCAAAGCCACGCAAUCUCGGCUCGACGCUUUCUGGCUUGAAAUCAAUGAGCGACCAUUGAAGCGGCCAUUGUUGGACUUUGAGAAGUUAUCAAUCUCUCAAUCAUCUGGGAAAGAGGAGUUGAAGGCUAAGAAGGUUUUUGUACAGCAUGUGGAGACAGUUACCACUUCUGAGGCCACUGUUGAUAUUGUGCAAUCAUUUGUGCUGUCUAAUUCUGCUGAUGCACACCAUGGUGAAACAAAGAGUAAGGAACGUAGAUGUUCUUUAAAGAAAGAGAAUAGGCUGGAUCAGACCUUGUUUAAAGCCAGGCAACAGCAGGAGGCAUUGGCAAAAACUGCACGCUUUGAACAAAUAUGGAGGAGCAGAAAUAGAAACAAAGAGGAAAUGAGGGAUGAAGCACUACAUGAAAUGUGUCAGUUUUAUGAUGUUGUUCGUGUUGAUGUUGAACAAAAACCCAAUGAGGUGCAAAAGCAGAAAGAUACAUCAUUCGAGGAUAGCAGAUUGUUGUCUAGUUAUCUGCCCAUGCUGAGAGAAUUUAUACCGGGUGCUGCUGAAGAGAUUGAAGCUGAUGUGCGCUCUUAUAUGUCCACACUAGAUGAUUAUGUCUAUGAUUAUUAUGCUGUGAAUGAUGACAUGAAUGUUGACGAAGAAGUAGCUUCGCAUUCAUUUCCUCUGGUCCAAGUUGAUGAAGAGGAUUUCUACGAUGGACCUGAUGUAUCAGAAUACGAUAGUGAGGAUUCGAAUGCUGAAGAUAAUCCACGAAAUGAAUAUCCAGAUGAGAUUUUGGAAGAGGAAGAUGAAGAGGAAGAGGACGAGGAAGAAGAAUAUGAAUCAGAAGAUGAGAGUGAGAGAGAGAGUAGCAGCGCUCCAAGUGAUGUAGGCCGUUUCAGUGAACAUUUUGAUGAUCUUAGUGAUGAAGGUAUUCAUCGUGAUUAUUAUGGUAAUGAAGAGGAUGAUGAUGAUGAUGAUGACGAUGACUGGUUNAAAGGAACAAACUUUCUUUACCUCUAUACCAAUCUCGAGAAUUUUUUUAACAUAAUCUUGAAUGGUCCCAAUGCAAAUGGGAAUUUUGAAUUGUUCACCAAUUGCUUGAGUAAAAAUGCUUAG